AUGGAAGCGGAACUUUCCAUUCCAGAAUUCGAAAAGCUUAAGGAAGAAGUUGAUCAUAUAAACGAAGAAUUAGGCAAAAGAACAAAAAGUUUUACUGCAACAGUUCAACAACAUCGAAUUGCAUUUGAUACUCAAUGCGAGGAGAUGGAGAAUAAUUUCAAAUCCGAGUUAGAAACAGAAAAUUCUCGACAUGAUGAAUUAAUGAAGAAAAUGCAAAAUGAAAUUAAGUAUAUUGAAACUACAGUAGAUACUGUUGUGAGGUCAGAAGUCGGAAAAAUCAUUAACGAUAACCAACUCAAACAAAAUUCGUAUAAUGAACUUUUGAAGUCCUUCAACAGAAUGAAGAAAGACUUAGAGACCGAACUAGCGCAAACUGAUGAAGAAGUAUCGAAUUUAAACGCUGUAAUAAAGGAAAUGGAAAAGAAAAAUACGUCACAGAUGCAAGAUCUCGAAAAAGGCUAUAGAGAAAGCAUUUCCGAAAAGACAAUUGAGCAUGAAACAAAGAAAAAUGAGCUUUUAGUCAAAAACAAGCUUCUUCAAAAUGAAAUUGCAGAACAAAUCGCAAAUCAUCAAUUAGAUACUCAAGCAAACCGAGAAAAACUACUUACAUACUCUAAAGAGAAUGAGUUAAUCAUACAGCGCGAAAUUGAUGCAGAAACUAAGAAAUUUAAUGAUACAUUUAAACAAAAUUCAGAUAAAUUUUUCAUUGAAGAAGCAGAAGCAAAGAAACAGACAGAAGAAUCAAGGAAAUCGAAUACUUCAACAAUACAGCGCUUAACAGAUGAAUUAAACACUCUUAAAAGCGAAUUAUCUACAAUGGAUAUCAAAAAAGAGGAACAAGUAAGGAAAGUACGUAAAGAAGUCGACCAACAGGUAGCUGAUAAGGAAGCUGAACUGAAACAACUGCAAAGCGAAAAUAAAAAAGCGAUUGAACAAGAAAGACAAAAAAUGUCAAGAGAAUUAAUAGAAGUACAGAAGAAACAUGCCGAGCAAAAUAAAGAUCUCGAGAAACAGUUGAUAGAUGCUUCGAAUCAGGCUGAAAUUUCCAAGAAACAACUUGAAGGUGAAGUAAAUUCUUUAAUUAGGCAGAAAGCUCGCUUAGAACAAGAAUUCCAAGAACUUACAGGCGGAUCUAGGAAAGAUACCUCUCGGUCGGGCCUUUCUUCCCGUGUAGAUACGUCUAAAAAGUCUUCUCGAAGUCCAUUAAAAAUUGAGAGCUUUGACGGUUUUUCUGUUUCCCCGGCCACCAGAGAAGAAAGUGAUAUUAGAACUAUAGGAGAGAUGACUGAUAAGUUCGAUAGCGUGGAUUCCGAGUCAAGAGCGAAAUUAGCUUUAUUAAAUGACACCAAAAAGAAGAAUGCCGAGAAAAUCAAGAAGGCGAGGAUGCAAAUCGAGAACCAGACCGUUGAGCUCACAAGAAGAAGAGAUUCUCUCAAAGGAGAUAUCGUUCAAUUAAAUGAGAAGCUCAAAGCAGCUGAAAGUAAAGCCAAAGCUGCCGAAAAUGGAGCCAAGUCAAGGCAGAAACUCGAAGAGGCAUCGUUACGCUCAAAAAUCAACAUGCAGAAGGAUACAAUAACAAAUCUCAAAGAAGAAUGCCAGAAAUUAAGAGUUGAUGCUAACGAUGUUGAUAUUUUGACGAAGCUACAGAAUGAUUACAAGGUCAAGCUCAUGAAAGUCCGAAAUGAGAUUGAUCUUGAAAAUGAAAGACUCGAAACAAUGCUGAUCAACAUGAAAGACGAAUUUGAAACAGACUCCAAACAUGUGAAGGAUGGUCUCUUGAGUCAAUUAGAAACAGAAAGAUCUCAACUUGAUAAUCUCCUUCAACAGUUGGCUUCUCUUUCAAGCGAAACAUCGAUUGAAUGCGAAAAGGACGCAGAAAAAUGGGGUGAAUUAAGAACUGACAUCGCUCAAAAAUCAACAAGAAUGGUUGUUACUGUUACAACUGCUUCUAAUAAUAGAGGAGUAAUGGGUUCUAAACAAGCACCAAGAAUGUCUCACUCCCGUCAGGCUCCUUUACCUCCUCUUAGAGCUUAA
Messenger RNA from Trichomonas vaginalis G3, 2034 nucleotides. RefSeq lists its product as uncharacterized. The record is from RefSeq and is a predicted model, not a curated record. The transcript has a single exon. The coding region runs from base 1 to 2034 and encodes 677 amino acids. NCBI's taxonomy places the organism in Eukaryota, Parabasalia, Trichomonadida, Trichomonadidae.